UCGAGCCGAGCAUGUCAUGGAUCGGGUCGGAAAGAACUACCCACCGCACGGGAUCGUCGUGUGCUCUCACAUUUCGGCGGCGUCCGGAAGAGCUUUUUCGGAUGAAAAGGAGGGGAAAAGAGAGGGGGGCAUUGGCUCUGCGGGAUUUUAGGGUACUGGUCUCCGCAAAACCCUCCGCGCUUCAGCUUCUGUUCUCGAUCUUUUGAUCCCAAUUCUUUCUUGCGCCUCCCGAAGGAAAAAUAACGUUUUUUUGUUCGAAUUUCCUUCGUUUUCUUUCUUUCCGUUUCGAGGUGGAGGUUCCGCUUCCAGAUUCUUGUUUUAAUCUAACAGUCUGGUUCUUGGUUUACCCUGGAGUGGUGGCACCUUUUGUUCCAAAUCUUGUUCUUGGAAGCAGUCGGCCCUUUAAGUUUCCUUCUCCGGCCAUAUUCGGGUUCGUCGAUUGUUUGGAUACAAGUUGAAUGCUGUCGAGGAGGAUACUAUGGAUUGGAUCUCGUUGUGAAUUCUAGAGAAAAGAUUGGAUUCUUUCGUAGCUUUUGAAAAAUUGGGACAUCAUCAGGUUGAAUGCAAGUUAAUAUUGGAAGGCAUUGGAAGUGAAGAUUGAAAUCGGAGCCUAAUACAAGGCUGAAACGUCGAUUUUUGGGUGAUGCACUUACGCCAUCAAUCAACUGAUUCAGCAAUAAGAAACGAAGAGUGCGUGCUUUAGUGGUUCUUAUGGGCUGCAUCUGCUCCAAAGGUAUCAGCCGGGAUGGCGAGACCCACCGAAUAAAGUCCUUGAAGCGGUUCCUCACACUCUCGAAGAAAGGGGUGGUUGUGGCAGCUAGAGUCGAUGUCGCUAGUAACGGAAACCCUAUGGUUGCGACACAAGAUAAUGCGGUGACCAAUUCCCUGCCUCCACUGAUUGGUGAACGUGGGAAGACCGCUGCAGGUGGCGGGCUCCAGAGACGGGUUACCCUUAAUGCUGGGGCAAAUAGAGAUAGUUCUGAAGCUGUGGGUGUGCCAAAUGAGGUGGAAGGAAGCUUAGAAAUUGUUGAUGUGCCAAAUCGGUUCUCCGGAGAACAUGUUGCUGCAGGCUGGCCUUCUUGGCUAACUGCUGUUGCUGCAGAAGUGAUAGAUGGGUGGAUACCUCGGAAAGCUAGUUCCUUUGAGAAACUAGAUAAGAUUGGACAAGGGACCUAUAGUAAUGUGUAUAGAGCCCGUGAUCUUGAAAGUGGUAAAAUUGUUGCACUUAAGAAAGUGCGAUUUGUUAAUAUGGAUCCUGAAAGUGUCCGCUUUAUGGCUAGAGAAAUUCAUAUUUUGCGUCAGCUUGAUCACCCAAAUGUUAUAAAGCUUGAAGGUAUAGUUACAUCACGAAUGUCAUGCAACCUGUAUCUUGUUUUCGAGUACAUGGAGCAUGAUCUCGCUGGACUUGCUGCAAGGCCUGGUUCCAAGUUUACCGAACCACAGGUGAAGUGUUAUAUGCAACAGCUACUUGAAGGGCUUGCCCACUGCCAUAGUCGAGGGAUUCUGCAUCGGGAUAUUAAGGGCUCAAACCUUUUGAUUGACAACAAUGGCAUUCUUAAGAUAGCAGAUUUUGGCCUAGCAACACUUUUCAAUCCUUAUCAGAAACAGCCAUUGACAAGCCGAGUGGUAACAUUGUGGUAUCGGCCUCCUGAGCUUUUACUUGGUGCUACAGAGUAUGGUGUUGCUGUUGAUUUGUGGAGUUCUGGCUGCAUACUUGCAGAGUUGCUUGCAGGGAAGCCCAUCAUGCCUGGAAGAACUGAGGUGGAACAACUACACAAGAUUUUUAAGCUCUGUGGAUCACCAUCAGAUGAAUACUGGAAAAAAUCAAAAUUGCCUCAUGCAACCAUUUUUAAACCUCAGCACCGAUAUAGGCGCUGUGUUGCAGAGACAUUUGAAGAUUUUCCUUCAGUGGCUUUAACUCUGUUAGAUUCCCUUCUUGCAGUAGAACCAGCAAACCGUGGAACUGCAGCUUCAGCCCUUUCAAGUGCAUUCUUUAAAACCAAACCAUUUGCCUGCAACCCUUCAAGUUUGCCUAAAUAUCCACCAAGCAAGGAGUAUGAUGCUAAACUUCGGGAUGAGGAAAUUAGAAGGCAAAGAGCAGAAGCUACCAAAAAAAGGUCAGAGUCUGCAAGACCAGGAAGACUAGAAAUUAAAACAAAGCCAAUGCCCGACGCAAAUGUCAAGCAACAGAAGAGAAAACCACAGGCAAAUCCCAAAACCAGCCAUGAGAAAUACAAUGCACAAUAUGAUGAAAGUGGGUCUGGGUUUUCAAUUGACCCUCCUGUGGGAACAGCACAAAAUGGCUUUUAUCAUCCAGGAAUGCAAGCUGGUGGAUUUGGAUCCUCCUUGACCAAGGAAGAGAAUCAGGAAGAGCCCCAGGUUCCUGGACGUUCAUAUAGUUCCAUGGGAGUGGCAAAUGGCCCUCGGUUGCAGGCACAGAGAUCUUAUAUGCCUUUAUCAGGAGCUGCCUUCUUCCCAGGUUCAGUGGCAGCAAGAAGCACUGCAAACUCAAGAUACAAUCGGCUUGAUGUGGCUGAGCCAUCUGACAAGCAUAUACUUGACAGACCUGCCUCCACCCAUAAGAAAGAUGACAGAACAGCGAGCAAGGGUUAUGGUCCUAGGAACAAAAAAAUCCACUAUUCUGGACUAUUGAUGCCCACAGGAGGAAAUGUCGAAGAUAUGCUCAAAGAACAUGAGCGGCAGAUCCAACAGGUAGUCCGCAAAGCACGCCUUGAUAAAGUCAAGUCCAAGAAAAAUUUUUAAGAAGGAUGACUAGUGUCCUCCCAUGGCAAAAGAUGGUUUUGAGUCAUGUAUACAUCGUAUGAAUGAAUAUAAAGGGAGGUAACA
Messenger RNA from Musa acuminata AAA Group (dessert banana), 2847 nucleotides. RefSeq names its product probable serine/threonine-protein kinase At1g54610. Gene Ontology annotation, biological process: positive regulation of transcription elongation by RNA polymerase II; protein phosphorylation. Bases 712 to 2763 code for a protein of 683 amino acids. Gene Ontology annotation, molecular function: ATP binding; RNA polymerase II CTD heptapeptide repeat kinase activity. Gene Ontology annotation, cellular component: nucleus; cyclin-dependent protein kinase holoenzyme complex. The record is from RefSeq and is a predicted model, not a curated record. Lineage: Eukaryota; Viridiplantae; Streptophyta; Magnoliopsida; Zingiberales; Musaceae. The transcript has 8 exons.